Molecule: messenger RNA, 13560 nt
Organism: Leopardus geoffroyi (Geoffroy's cat)
Lineage: Eukaryota; Metazoa; Chordata; Mammalia; Carnivora; Felidae
Gene: DMD
Product: dystrophin
Exons: 80
Coding region: 237-11306 (3689 amino acids)
Biological process (GO): synaptic signaling
Cellular component (GO): plasma membrane
Molecular function (GO): zinc ion binding; protein binding
Source: RefSeq, a predicted model, not a curated record
CUCCGUUGACUCACUCAGUGUUGGGAUCACUCACUUUCCCCUUACAGGACUCUGAUCUUGGAGGCAUUUGGCUUCAGAGAAAAACGAAUAGGAAAAACUGAAUUGUUAUUUUUUAAAAGGCUGCUGAAGUUGGUUGAUUUCUCAUCAUUCCUAAACCUAUCGGAGCACCUAAGUUGGGAGCAAAUUUACCAAGAUAUUUGUUGCUGCGGUGAUAGAUACUUUUUUUUUUUCCCCAAAUGCUUUGGUGGGAAGAAGUAGACGAGUGUUAUGAAAGAGAAGAUGUUCAAAAGAAAACAUUCACAAAAUGGAUAAAUGCACAGUUUUCUAAGUUUGGGAAGCAGCACAUAGAGAACCUCUUCAGUGACCUACAGGAUGGGAGACGCCUCCUAGAUCUUCUGGAAGGCCUGACAGGGCAAAAACUGCCAAAAGAAAAAGGAUCCACAAGAGUUCAUGCCCUUAACAAUGUCAACAAGGCACUGCGCGUCUUGCAGAAAAAUAAUGUUGAUUUAGUGAAUAUUGGAAGCACUGACAUAGUAGAUGGAAAUCACAAACUGACUCUUGGUUUGAUUUGGAAUAUAAUCCUCCACUGGCAGGUCAAAAAUGUAAUGAAAAAUAUCAUGGCUGGAUUGCAACAAACCAACAGUGAAAAGAUUCUCCUGAGCUGGGUCCGACAAUCAACUCGUAAUUAUCCACAGGUUAAUGUCAUUAACUUCACCACCAGCUGGUCUGAUGGUCUGGCUUUAAAUGCUCUCAUCCACAGUCAUAGGCCAGACCUGUUUGAUUGGAACAGUGUGGUUUGCCAGCAGUCAGCCACACAACGACUGGAACAUGCGUUCAACAUUGCCAAAUAUCAAUUAGGCAUAGAGAAACUGCUGGAUCCUGAAGAUGUUGCUACCACUUAUCCAGAUAAGAAGUCCAUCUUAAUGUAUGUCACAUCACUCUUCCAAGUUUUGCCUCAACAAGUGAGCAUUGAAGCCAUCCAGGAAGUGGAAAUGUUGCCAAGGCCAUCAAAAGUUACUAGAGAGGAACACUUUCAAUUACAUCAUCAAAUGCAUUAUUCUCAACAGAUCACAGUCAGUCUAGCACAGGGCUAUGAACGAACUCCUUCCUCUCCUAAGCCUCGGUUCAAGAGCUAUGCCUACACACAGGCUGCUUAUGUCACCACCUCUGACCCCACAAGGAGCCCACUUCCUUCACAGCACUUGGAAACUCCUGAUGAUAUUGGCCGUUCAUCAAUGGAGACUGAGGUAACCCUGGACAGUUACCAAACAGCUUUAGAAGAAGUACUCUCAUGGCUUCUUUCUGCUGAGGACGCAUUGCAAGCCCAAGGAGAGAUUUCUAAUGAUGUAGAAGAAGUGAAAGAACAAUUUCAUACUCACGAGGGGUACAUGAUGGAUUUGACAUCUCAUCAGGGACGAGUUGGUAAUGUUCUCCAACUGGGAAGUCAACUGAUAGGAACAGGGAAAUUAUCAGAAGAUGAAGAAACCGAAGUACAAGAACAAAUGAAUCUCCUAAAUUCAAGAUGGGAAUGCCUCAGGGUAGCUAGCAUGGAAAAACAGAGCAACUUACAUAAAGUUCUAAUGGAUCUUCAGAAUCAGCAACUGAAAGAGUUAAAUGAUUGGCUAACCAAAACAGAAGAGAGAACAAGGAAAAUGGAGAAAGAGCCCCUUGGACCUGAUAUUGAAGACCUAAAACGCCAAGUACAACAACAUAAGGUGCUUCAAGAAGACCUAGAACAGGAGCAAGUCAGGGUCAAUUCUCUCACUCACAUGGUGGUGGUGGUCGAUGAAUCUGGUGGAGACCAAGCAACUGCUGCUUUGGAAGAACAGCUUAAGGUACUGGGAGAUAGAUGGGCAAACAUCUGUAGAUGGACAGAAGAUCGCUGGGUUCUUUUACAAGACAUCCUCCUGAAAUGGCAGCGUUUUACCGAAGAACAGUGCCUUUUUAGUGCAUGGCUUUCAGAAAAAGAAGAUGCAUUGAACAAGAUUCACACAACUGGCUUUAAGGAUCAAAGUGAAAUGUUAUCAAGUCUUCAAAAACUGGCUGUUUUAAAAACAGAUUUAGAAAAGAAAAAGCAAACCAUGGACAAACUCUGUUCGCUCAACCAAGAUCUUCUUUCAACCCUGAAAAACACAUUGGUAGCCCAAAAGAUGGAAGCAUGGCUGGACAACUUUGCCCAGCGUUGGGAUAAUUUAGUCCAAAAACUUGAAAAAAGUUCUGCACAGAUUUCACAGGCUGUCCCCACCACUCAGCCAUCACUAACACAGACAACUGUAAUGGAAACGGUAACUAUGGUGACCACGAGGGAGCAAAUUCUGGUAAAGCAUGCCCAAGAGGAACUGCCACCACCACCUCCCCAAAAGAAGAGGCAGAUUAUUGUGGAUUCCGAAAUUAGGAAAAGGUUGGACGUCGAUAUAACUGAACUUCACAGUUGGAUUACUCGUUCAGAAGCUGUGUUGCAGAGUCCUGAAUUUGCAAUCUAUCGGAAGGAAGGCAACUUCUCAGACCUUAAAGAAAAAGUCAAUGCCAUAGAGCGAGAAAAAGCGGAGAAGUUCAGAAAACUGCAAGAUGCCAGCAGAUCAGCUCAGGCCCUGGUGGAACAGAUGGUGAAUGAGGGUGUUAAUGCUGACAGCAUCAAACAAGCCUCAGAACAACUGAACAGCCGGUGGAUAGAGUUCUGCCAAUUGCUAAGUGAGAGACUUAACUGGCUGGAGUAUCAGAACAACAUCAUCGCUUUCUAUAAUCAGCUACAACAAUUGGAGCAGAUGACAACUACUGCUGAAAACUGGUUGAAAACCCAACCUACCACCACAUCAGAGCCAACAGCAAUCAAAAGCCAGUUGAAAAUUUGUAAGGAUGAAGUCAACCGGCUUUCAGUUCUUCAGCCUCAAAUCGAGCGAUUAAAAAUUCAAAGCAUAGCCCUGAAAGAGAAAGGACAAGGGCCAAUGUUCCUGGAUGCAGACUUUGUGGCCUUUACAAAUCAUUUUAACCAAGUCUUUGCUGAUGUGCAGGCCAGAGAAAAAGAGCUACAGACAAUUUUUGACACAUUGCCACCCAUGCGCUAUCAGGAGACCAUGAGUACCAUCCUGACGUGGAUCCAGCAGUCAGAAACCAAACUCUCUAGACCUCAGGUUACUGUCACUGAAUAUGACAUCAUGGAACAGAGACUUGAAGAGUUACAGGCUUUACAAAGUUCCCUGCAAGAGCAACAAAGUGGCCUAAACUAUCUCAGCACCACUGUGAAAGAGAUGUCAAGGAAAGCACCAUCUGAUAUUAGCCGGAAGUACCAGACGGAAUUUGAAGAGAUUGAGCGCCGCUGGAAGAAGCUGUCCUCUCAGCUGCUUGAGCAUUGCCAAAAGCUAGAGGAGCAAAUGGCAAAACUUCGAAAAAUUCAGAAUCACAUCAAAACUCUGAAGAAGUGGAUGGCUGAAGUUGAUGUUUUCCUGAAGGACGAGUGGCCUGCCCUCGGGGACUCAGAAAUUCUGAAAAAACAGCUGAAACAGUGCAGGCUUUUAGUCAAUGAUAUUCAGACAAUUCAGCCCAGUCUCAACAGUGUCAAUGAAGGUGCACAGAAGAUAAAGAAUGAAGCAGAGCCAGAGUUUGCUUGCAGACUUGAGACAGAGCUCAGAGAACUGAACACUCAGUGGGAUUACGUAUGCCGACAGGUCUAUGCCAGAAAGGAAGCUUUAAAGGGAGGUUUGGAUAAAACUGUAAGUCUUCAGAAAGAUCUGUCAGAGAUGCACGAAUGGAUGACGCAAGCUGAAGAAGAAUACCUAGAGAGAGAUUUUGAAUAUAAAACCCCAGACGAAUUACAGACGGCAGUUGAAGAGAUGAAGAGAGCUAAGGAAGAGGCCCAGCAAAAAGAAGCAAAAGUGAAACUCCUUACCGAGUCCGUCAAUAGUGUCAUAGCUGAGGCUCCCCCUGCAGCACGAGAGGCCUUACAGAAGGAACUUGACACUCUCACCACCAACUACCAGUGGCUCUGCACCAGGCUCAAUGGAAAAUGCAAGACCUUGGAAGAAGUUUGGGCGUGCUGGCACGAAUUAUUGUCAUACUUGGAGAAGGCAAACAAGUGGCUAAACGAAGUAGAAUUCAAACUUAAAACCACGGAAAAUAUUCCUAGUGGAGCUGAGGAAAUCUCUGAGGUGCUGGAUUCACUUGAAAAUUUGAUGCAACAUUCAGAGGAUAACCCGAAUCAGAUUCGCAUAUUGGCACAGACCCUAACAGAUGGUGGAGUCAUGGAUGAACUGAUCAAUGAGGAACUUGAGACGUUUAAUUCUCGUUGGAGAGAACUACAUGAAGAGGCUGUGAGGAGGCAAAAGUUGCUUGAACAGAGUAUCCAGUCUGCCCAGGAGAUCGAAAAAUCCUUGCACUUAAUUCAGGAGUCCCUCUCAUCUAUUGACAAGCAGUUGGCAGCUUAUAUUGCUGACAAAGUGGACGCAGCUCAGAUGCCUCAGGAAGCCCAGAAAAUCCAAUCAGAUUUGACAAGUCAUGAGAUCAGUUUAGAAGAAAUGAAGAAACAUUACCAGGGAAAGGAGGCUGCCCAAAGGGUGCUGUCCCAAAUCGAUGUGGCCCAGAAAAAGUUGCAAGAUGUUUCCUUGAAGUUUCGGUUAUUCCAGAAGCCAGCCAAUUUUGAGCAGCGUCUACAGGAAAGUAAGAUGAUUUUAGAUGAAGUGAAGAUGCAUUUGCCUGCGUUGGAAACAAAGAGCGUGGAACAGGAAGUAGUACAGUCACAGUUAAAUCAUUGUGUGAACUUGUAUAAAAGUCUGAGUGAAGUGAAGUCUGAAGUGGAAAUGGUGAUAAAAACUGGACGUCAGAUUGUACAGAAGAGACAGACAGAAAACCCUAAAGAACUUGAUGAAAGAGUCACGGCUUUGAAAUUACAUUAUAAUGAGCUGGGAGCAAAGGUGACGGAAAGAAAGCAACAGUUGGAAAAAUGCUUGAAAUUGUCCCGUAAGAUGCGAAAGGAAAUGAAUGCCCUGACAGAAUGGCUGGCAGCUACAGAUAUGGAAUUGACGAAGAGAUCAGCAGUUGAAGGAAUGCCUAGUAAUUUGGAUUCUGAAGUUGCCUGGGGAAAGGCUACUCAGAAAGAGAUUGAGAAACAGAAGGUUCACCUAAAGAGUGUCACAGAGCUAGGAGAGGCCUUGAAAACGGUUUUGGGCAAGAAGGAGGCCUUGGUGGAAGAUAAACUGAGUCUUCUGAAUAGUAACUGGAUAGCUGUCACUUCCCGAGCAGAAGAGUGGUUAAACCUUUUGCUGGAAUACCAGAAACACAUGGAAAACUUUGACCAGAAUGUGGAUUACAUCACAAACUGGAUCAUUCAGGCUGAUGCACUUUUGGAUGAAUCUGAGAAAAAGAAACCUCAGCAAAAAGAAGACAUACUUAAGCGUUUAAAGGCUGAAAUGAAUGACAUGCGCCCAAAGGUGGAUUCCACGCGAGACCAAGCAGCAAACCUGAUGGCAAACCGCGGCGACCACUGCAGGAAAGUAGUAGAGCCCAAAAUCUCAGAGCUCAACCAUCGAUUUGCAGCCAUUUCUCACAGAAUUAAGACUGGAAAGGCCUCCAUUCCUUUGAAGGAAUUGGAGCAGUUUAACUCAGAUAUACAAAAAUUGCUUGAACCACUGGAGGCUGAAAUUCAGCAGGGGGUGAAUCUGAAAGAGGAAGACUUCAAUAAAGAUAUGAGUGAAGACAAUGAGGGUACUGUAAAAGAAUUGUUGCAAAGAGGAGACAACUUACAACAAAGAAUCACAGAUGAGAGAAAGCGAGAGGAAAUAAAGAUAAAACAGCAGCUGUUACAGACAAAACAUAAUGCUCUCAAGGAUUUGAGGUCUCAAAGAAGAAAAAAGGCUCUAGAAAUUUCUCACCAGUGGUAUCAGUACAAGAGGCAGGCUGAUGAUCUCCUGAAAUGCUUGGAUGACAUUGAAAAAAAAUUAGCCAGCCUACCUGAACCCAGAGAUGAAAGGAAAAUAAAGGAAAUUGAUCGUGAAUUGCAGAAGAAGAAAGAGGAGCUGAAUGCAGUGCGUAGGCAAGCUGAGGGCUUGUCUGACGAUGGGGCCGCAAUGGCAGUGGAGCCAACCCAGAUCCAGCUCAGCAAGCGCUGGCGGGAAAUUGAGAGCAAAUUUGCUCAGUUUCGAAGACUCAACUUUGCACAAAUUCACACAGUCCAUGAAGAAUCGAUGAUGGUGAUGACUGAAGACAUGCCUUUGGAAAUUUCUUAUGUGCCUUCUACUUACCUGACUGAGAUCACUCACGUCUCACAAGCCCUGUCAGAAGUGGAACAACUUCUUAAUGCUCCUGACCUCCGUGCUAAAGAUUUCGAAGAUCUCUUUAAACAAGAGGAGUCUCUGAAGAACAUAAAAGACAGCCUGCAACAAAUCUCAGGUCGGAUUGACAUCAUUCACAAUAAGAAGACAGCAGCCUUGCACAGUGCCACUCCUGCAGAAAGGGCAAAGCUGCAGGAAGCUCUCUCACGGCUCGAUUUCCAAUGGGAAAGAGUGAACAAAAUGUACAAGGACCGACAAGGGCGAUUUGACAGAUCUGUGGAAAAGUGGCGGCGGUUUCAUUAUGAUAUGAAGAUACUUAAUCAAUGGCUAACAGAAGCUGAACAGUUUCUCAAAAAGACACAAAUUCCUGAGAAUUGGGAACAUGCCAAAUACAAAUGGUGUCUUAAGGAACUCCAGGAUGGCAUCGGGCAGCGGCAAACUGUUGUCAGGAUAUUGAAUGCAACUGGGGAAGAAAUAAUUCAACAGUCGUCAAAAACAGAUGCCAGUAUUUUACAAGAAAAACUGGGAAGCCUGAAUCUGCGGUGGCAGGAGGUCUGCAAACAGCUGGCAGAGAGAAAAAAGAGGCUAGAGGAACAAAAGAAUAUCUUGUCAGAAUUUCAAAGGGAUGUAAAUGAAUUUGUUUUAUGGUUGGAAGAAGCAGACAACGUUGCUAAUAUUCCACUUGAACCUGGGAAUGAGCAGCAGCUAAAACAAAAACUUGAACAAGUCAAGUUACUGGCGGAAGAGUUGCCCCUGCGCCAGGGGAUUCUAAAACAAUUAAAUGAAACCGGAGGAACAGUGCUUGUAAGUGCCCCCAUAAGCCCAGAAGAGCAAGAUAAACUUGAAAAUAAGCUCAAGCAGACAAAUCUUCAGUGGAUAAAGGUUUCUAGAGAUUUGCCUGAGAAACAAGGAGAAAUUGAGGCACACAUAAAAGACCUUGGACAGCUUGAAGAGCAGUUAAAUCAUCUGCUUCUGUGGCUGGCUCCUAUUAGAAAUCAGUUGGAAAUUUACAGUCAACCAAAUCAAACAGGACCGUUUGACCUUAAGGAAAUUGAAGUAGCAGUUCAAGCUAAACAGCCGGAUGUGGAAGGGAUUUUGUCUAAAGGGCAGCAUUUGUACAAGGAAAAACCAGCCGCUCAGCCAGUGAAGAGAAAGGUUGAAGAUCUGAGCUCUGAUUGGAAGGCAGUAACCCACUUACUUCAAGAGCUCAAGGCAAAGCAGCCUGGCCCAGCUCCCAGACUGACCGCUGUUGGAGCCGCUCCUAGUCAGACUGUUACUCUGGUGACACAACCCGUGGUUACCAAGGAAACUGCCAUCUCCAAACUAGAAAUGCCAUCUUCCUUGCUGUUGGAGGUGCCUGCUCUGGCAGAUUUCAACCGAGCUUGGACAGAACUUACCGACUGGCUGUCUCUGCUUGAUCGAGUUAUAAAAUCACAGAGGGUGAUGGUGGGUGAUCUUGAAGACAUCAACGAAAUGAUCAUCAAGCAGAAGCUAGUGGAAUCCAUGAUGAAUUCUCAUCUCCAAGGGGCAACACUGCAGGAUUUGGAACAGAGGCGCCCCCAGUUGGAAGAACUCAUUACCGCCGCCCAGAAUUUGAAAAACAAGACCAGCAAUCAAGAGGCUAGAACCAUCAUUACUGAUCGAAUUGAAAGAAUUCAGAGUCAGUGGGAUGAAGUGCAGGAACACCUUCAGAACCGGAGGCAGCAGUUGAAUGAAAUGUUAAAGGAUUCCACACAAUGGCUGGAAGCUAAAGAAGAAACUGAGCAGGUGCUGGGGCAGGCCAGAGCCAAGCUGGAGUCAUGGAAGGAGACUCCCUACGCAAUGGAUGCGAUCCAAAAGAAAAUCACAGAAACCAAGCAGUUGGCCAAAGACCUCCGCCAGUGGCAGAUAAAUGUAGAUGUUGCAAAUGAUUUGGCCCUGAAACUUCUCCGGGAUUAUUCUUCAGAUGAUACGAGAAAAGUACACAUGAUAACAGAGAACAUCAAUGCCUCUUGGGCAAGCAUUCAUAAAAGAGUGAGUGAGCGAGAGGCUGCUCUGGAAGAAACCCAUAGAUUGCUACAACAGUUCCCCCUCGACCUGGAGAAAUUCCUUGCCUGGCUUACAGAGGCCGAAACAACUGCCAACGUGCUGCAGGAUGCCACCCAUAAGGAAAGGCUCCUGGAAGAUACCAAGGGAGUAAGAGAGCUGAUGAAACAAUGGCAAGACCUCCAAGGAGAAAUCGAAGCUCACACAGAUAUCUAUCACAACCUGGAUGAAAAUGGCCAGAAAGUCCUGAGAUCCCUGGAAGGUUCUGAUGAUGCGGCCCUGUUGCAAAGACGUUUGGAUACCAUGAACUUCAAGUGGAGUGAGCUUCGGAAGAAGUCUCUCAACAUUAGGUCUCAUUUGGAAGCCAGUUCUGACCAGUGGAAGCGUCUGCACCUCUCUCUUCAGGAGCUUCUGGUGUGGCUACAGCUGAAAGAUGACGAGUUAAGCCGGCAGGCACCGAUGGGAGGCGAUUUUCCAGCAGUUCAGAAGCAGAAUGAUGUACACAGGGCCUUCAAGAGGGAAUUGAAAACGAAAGAACCUGUAAUCAUGAGUACUCUUGAGACUGUACGAAUAUUUCUGACAGAGCAGCCUUUAGAAGGACUAGAGAAGCUCUACCAGGAGCCCAGAGAGCUGCCUCCUGAGGAGAGAGCCCAGAAUGUCACACGGCUCCUGCGAAAGCAGGCUGAGGAGGUCAACACCGAGUGGGAAAAACUGAACCUGCGCUCUGCAGACUGGCAGAGAAAAAUAGACGAGGCCCUCGAAAGACUCCAGGAACUUCAGGAAGCAACCGAUGAGCUUGACCUCAAGCUGCGUCAGGCUGAGGUGAUCAAGGGCUCCUGGCAGCCUGUGGGUGACCUCCUCAUUGACUCUCUCCAAGAUCACCUCGAAAAAGUCAAGGUGCUUCGAGGAGAAAUUACACCUCUGAAAGAGAAUGUCAGCUACGUCAAUGACCUUGCUCGCCAACUCACUACGUUGGGCAUUCAGCUGUCACCAUAUAACCUCAACACUCUGGAAGACCUGAACACCAGAUGGAAACUUCUGCAGGUGGCCGUUGAGGACCGCAUCAGGCAGCUGCACGAAGCCCACCGGGACUUUGGCCCCGCGUCCCAGCACUUCCUUUCCACUUCUGUCCAGGGUCCCUGGGAGAGAGCCAUCUCGCCAAACAAAGUGCCCUACUAUAUCAACCACGAGACCCAAACGACUUGCUGGGACCAUCCCAAAAUGACAGAGCUCUACCAAUCUUUAGCGGACCUGAAUAAUGUCAGGUUCUCAGCUUAUAGGACGGCCAUGAAACUCCGAAGACUGCAGAAGGCCCUUUGCUUGGAUCUCUUGAGCCUGUCAGCUGCAUGCGAUGCCUUGGACCAGCACAACCUCAAGCAAAAUGACCAGCCCAUGGACAUCCUGCAGGUCAUAAAUUGUCUGACCACUAUCUAUGAUCGCCUGGAACAAGAGCACAACAAUCUGGUCAACGUCCCUCUCUGCGUGGAUAUGUGUCUCAAUUGGCUGCUGAACGUCUAUGACACGGGACGAACCGGGAGGAUCCGGGUCCUGUCUUUUAAGACUGGCAUCAUUUCUCUGUGUAAAGCGCAUUUGGAAGACAAGUACAGAUACCUUUUCAAGCAAGUGGCAAGCUCCACAGGAUUUUGUGACCAGCGCAGGCUGGGCCUCCUCCUGCACGACUCUAUCCAGAUCCCGAGGCAGUUGGGUGAAGUCGCAUCCUUCGGGGGCAGUAACAUCGAGCCGAGUGUCAGAAGCUGCUUCCAGUUUGCUAAUAAUAAGCCCGAGAUCGAAGCGGCCCUCUUCCUAGACUGGAUGAGACUGGAGCCCCAGUCCAUGGUGUGGCUGCCUGUCCUGCACCGAGUGGCUGCUGCGGAAACUGCCAAGCACCAGGCCAAGUGCAACAUCUGCAAGGAGUGUCCGAUCAUCGGAUUCAGGUACAGGAGUCUGAAGCACUUUAACUAUGACAUCUGCCAAAGUUGCUUUUUUUCUGGUCGAGUUGCAAAAGGCCAUAAAAUGCACUAUCCCAUGGUGGAAUACUGCACUCCGACUACAUCGGGAGAAGAUGUUCGUGACUUUGCCAAGGUACUAAAAAACAAAUUUCGAACCAAAAGGUAUUUUGCGAAGCAUCCCCGAAUGGGCUACCUGCCUGUGCAGACUGUCUUAGAGGGGGACAACAUGGAAACUCCUGUUACUCUGAUCAACUUCUGGCCGGUAGAUUCUGCGCCCGCCUCGUCCCCUCAGCUUUCACACGAUGAUACUCAUUCACGCAUUGAACAUUAUGCUAGCAGGCUAGCAGAAAUGGAAAACAGCAAUGGAUCUUAUCUAAAUGAUAGCAUCUCUCCUAAUGAGAGCAUAGAUGAUGAACAUUUGUUAAUCCAGCAUUACUGCCAAAGUUUGAACCAGGACUCCCCCCUGAGCCAGCCUCGUAGUCCUGCCCAGAUCUUGAUUUCCUUAGAGAGUGAGGAAAGAGGGGAGCUAGAGAGAAUCCUAGCAGAUCUUGAGGAAGAAAACAGGAACCUGCAAGCCGAGUAUGACCGUCUCAAGCAGCAGCACGAGCAUAAAGGCCUGUCCCCACUGCCGUCCCCUCCCGAGAUGAUGCCCACUUCUCCCCAGAGUCCCCGGGACGCCGAGCUCAUUGCCGAGGCCAAGCUCCUGCGUCAGCACAAGGGCCGCCUGGAGGCCAGGAUGCAGAUCCUAGAAGACCACAACAAGCAGCUGGAGUCGCAGUUACAGCGGCUCCGGCAGCUGCUGGAGCAACCCCAGGCCGAGGCCAAGGUGAAUGGUACAACGGUGUCUUCUCCUUCUACCUCUCUUCAGAGGUCAGACAGCAGUCAGCCUAUGCUGCUCCGGGUGGUUGGCAGUCAGACUUCGGAAUCCAUGGGCGAGGAAGACCUGCUCAGUCCUCCCCAGGACACAAGCACAGGGUUAGAGGAAGUGAUGGAACAGCUCAACAACUCCUUCCCUAGUUCCAGAGGAAGAAAUACCCCUGGGAAGCCAAUGAGAGAGGACACAAUGUAGGAAGCCUUUUCCACUUGGCAGAUGAUUUGGGCAGAGCGAUGGAGUCCUUAGUGUCAGUCAUGACAGAUGAAGAAGGGGCAGAAUAAAUGUUUUACAACUCCUGAUUCCCGCAUGGUUUUUAUAAUAUUCAUACAACAAAGAGGAUUAGACAGUAAGAGUUUACAAGAAAAAAAAAAAAUCUAUAUUUUUGUGAAGGGUAGUGGUACUAUACUGUAGAUUUCAGUAGUUUCUAAGUCUGUUAUUGUUUUGUUAACAAUGGCAGGUUUUACACGUCUAUGCAAUUGUACAAAAAAGUUAUAAGAAAACUACAUGUAAAAUCUUGAUAGCUAAAUAACUUGCCAUUUCUUUAUAUGGAACGCAUUUUGGGUUGUUUAAAAAUUUAUAACAGUUAUAAAGAAAGAUUGUAAACUCAAGUGUGCUUUAUAAAAAAAAAAAAGUUGUUUAUAAAAACCCCUAAAAACAGACACACACACACACACACACACACACUUGGAGGCAGCGCAUUGUUUUGCAUCGUUUUAGCGUGAUAUCCAUAUGAAAUCCAUGCUUGUUUCUUUUCUUGCAUAUUAAAGAUAGGACACUUCCUCUAACACCACCAGAUGAUUACUUCGCAGCGCUCUUUUUGGAAUCGCUGGCCGAGUGGGACUGGCUGUGGUUUUUCGCUGCCUGCAUCUAUAUGUCUAGAAGUAUGUAAAUACUGUAGGGAUAUAGAUAAACAGAUCUGAAUUUCUGGAGACCUUUGAAAUUUCUUGUCCAAGUGACCUGGCCACUUCCUAAUGCAAAGAGAUGGCCUCUGGUCCCGCAGGCUUACCUGCUUGGUCUAGAAUGAAUUCUCCCUGGAGCCUGAAACCAGGGGGCAGCUACCACACUGAAACACUGUCUGGGGCCCCAGAUGUUUCUCAUUUGCAACUUUCCACUGACAGCGACGGUACCGAAUUUUUGCAAAGGGACAUGUGUGAAUGAAUACACAGGACUUACUGUGUCCGAGUGAUCCGUUAGCUGAUACAUUCAGCUUCCGGCUGCUGGCAAGGCCACCAUCUACAUUUAAUGAUGCUUCAGCGGAAGUCACGACAUCAGAAGAUAUUUUUCACUCGCAGACAGUAGGAGAUCCUUCUGGUAGGGCUGGAAGGCUGUGGACUGCCAGCCGAUCCCUGCGAGGGAGGGAGGCCACUCUUGAAGUAAAGGGCUGGAUGAAUGUUCCUAACCACACUGAGAGAUCUUGGUAAUCUCGUAAAACAACGAAUUCCCUCUGCCCUCUUCUCACAAACAGCAGUGGUUAUUUUAGGGGUUUUUUUCUUUUCUUUUCUUUUUUUUUUUUUUAAGGACUUUCCCCAUUGCAAUGAGUUUUUAAAUGCCACUUCAUUUAAAAUAACCCUCGGGAAAAUGUGUAAGACAGCCUCAUCACGGUGUGUUACUGUUAAAUAUCCACCCACAAGCCCGUGAACUUGGUUGCCCUACUUGACAUUUCUCUACAAGCAAUUCCACGCAGGUUCGUAAGGGGGAACGGAGACGGAUUCGCGUGUUCCGAAAAGUACUCCAAACCCUUGGCUGGUGGAUGAGGAAGGUUAACGAUACAAAGAUUGUUCAAAAAGAAUAACCCAAGAGGACUAACUGGUAGGAACAAGCUUUACUCUUUCGUGUUCUUAGCCUUUCAUUUUUUUUUAAUCAUUCAUUCAAUAGAAAUCACCGUGUGACCUAUUAUUUUGCAAAUCUGUUACCUCUUAGGUCAAGUGUUAACUUUUGGGGAGUGGGUUUUGUGUAUUAUUUUAUUAAUGAUAAUUAACAUCCAACAUGGCUUCUCAUGCUAUUUCUACCUCACUUUGGUUUUGGGGUGUUCCUAAUAAUCGUGCACACAUGCUUUCACCCACUCGUCUCCCCCGUGUCAACAUUUUUCUCGAUUUUUCCCCCCCAUCGUAACUUCCACAAGAAAACCCAAAGCUCUAAGGUAACAAAACGACCUGAAGAUUCGGUUUUAGUCUUGCAUUUUUUCCUUUAUGUGACACUGGACUUUUUCCUUCACCCACAAGUUUGGUUUUUUUGUUUGUGUGUUUGUUUGUUUAACCAUGAUUAAAAACAAGGGGUUGUGUUCCUUCCUACUAAGCCGUUUUAAGUUUCCUUCUAAAAGCAGAGGUAAAUAGAGUGCAUAAUUUUAUUUUAAUCUUUUUGUUUUAUCUUUUAGACAUUAGUUCUGGAGUGAGUCUGUCAAAAUAUUUGAAUAAAAACUGAGAGCUUUACUGCUACAUUUUAAGCAUAA